This is a messenger RNA of Anopheles moucheti, 3782 nucleotides long. RefSeq names its product sorting nexin-2 (gene Snx1). Gene Ontology annotation, molecular function: phosphatidylinositol binding. Gene Ontology annotation, biological process: early endosome to Golgi transport. The coding region runs from base 269 to 1621 and encodes 450 amino acids. Lineage: Eukaryota; Metazoa; Arthropoda; Insecta; Diptera; Culicidae. The transcript has 5 exons. Gene Ontology annotation, cellular component: endosome; endosome membrane. The record is from RefSeq and is a predicted model, not a curated record.
GUAACUUUCGCCUCAAUAUUCUUGUCCCGCACCGUGUGCUGUAGGAAAUUCGGUGCCAAAAAGCAAAAGUACGACAGUAUUGUACGCGCGCACGGGUGCUACCGGGAUAACAGGGUUUCAUUGUUGUACAGAAGCGCCGACAGCAAGAAUCUGCUCCAGGAGCGAGCCAUUGUUGUGAGACUAGCCGUGUCCGUCGAUUGAAGAAGGAUAAAGAAAAUUAGCUAGUAGUUAAGAAGGCAGCCGGAAUCAACUCCGUAAGCGGCAAAAAAUGGACACCAACGGUACCGUGGACCACGGAGAGACGGAACAGUUGCAAAAACACACCCAGCCAGCCUUCGACAAUGUUGAUAUCACAUCGCCGGACGAUGAGAAUGAAAACGAUAUCUUCGAGUCGGCGAUUCAGCAGGAACCAUUAUCGCCAGUGCUGGAGGAUGUACCGACGGACGAAGCAGGGGAUUUGUUUAUCGAAAUAGUUGUUGCUGACCCGCAGAAAGUAGGCGAUGGCAUGGGAUCAUAUUUAGCGUACAAGGUGUCGACGAAGACGAACAUUUUAAAGUUUAAGAAACGACAAUUCUUCACGAUGCGGCGUUUUAGCGAUUUUCUCGGAUUGCACGACUUGCUUGUCAGCAAAUAUCUGCGGAUGGGGCGUAUUAUUCCACCGGCACCGGAAAAGAACAUCAUCGGCACGACCAAGGUUAAAAUGGGCAGUCAGCCACAAUCAGAACCCGGUACAGGCGUUAACCUGGAGUGGAUUGAGAACAGACGCGCCUCACUCGAACGUUUCCUCAACCGUGUCGCGCAGCAUCCGAUACUGUGCCAGGAUACGGACUUUGUAAACUUCCUCGAAAGUGAUCAAGAGCUACCGCGCGCCGUCAAUACGGCGGCCCUGAGCGGCGCCGGUGUCAUGCGUCUGUUCAACAAGGUGGGCGAAACGGUCAACAAGAUCACGUACAAGAUGGAUGAAAACGAUCCCUGGUUUAAUGAUAAGAUCAAUGAGGUCGAAACAAUUGAUGCGCAUAUGCAAAAGCUGCAUUCCGCUAUAAAGGCGCUCGUAUCGCACCGCAAAGAGCUGGCCGCUCUUACUGGUGGUGUUGCAAAGUCGGCCGCACUGUUGAGCACUUGCGAAGAGCAUACGGGUCUAUCGCAAGCACUUUCGCAGCUAGCGGACGUGGAAGAGAAGGUCGAACUGUUGCGCUCCGAGCAGGCAAACUCAGACCUUUACAUUCUGUCGGAGACAAUCAAGGACUAUAUUGGGCUGUUCGGUGCUAUAAAGGACGUUUUUCACGAACGAGUGAAGGUGUUCCAGAAUUGGCAGCACGCACAGAUUCAGCUGACGAAGAAGCGCGAGAACAAGGCAAAGUUGGAAUUACAAGAUCGGCGAGAUAAGCUGGAGUUUGCCCAGAAAGAAGUGGAAGAGUGGGAAGGAAAGGUGCAACGCUGCCAGAAGGAGUUCGACAACAUCUCCAGUGAAAUCAAGAAGGAAAUGGAGCGCUUUGAGUUGGCGCGUGCCCGUGACUUUAAGUCAACGAUUGUUAAAUAUCUGCAGGACCAAAUGGCACACCAACAACAGCAAAUGCGAUACUGGGAAGCGAUCGUACCGGUAGCCCGUGAUAUUGCAUGAGAGGAACCGAACGCGAUGAAUCCGCCCAUCCUGUAUGACGACGACGAUGAUGACCGUGUUCCGACGACUGACAAACUGCGCCUCUCGAUUAAUUUAGUCGAUUCCAAUGCUAGGAUAUCGUAGAACGAUACUACCUUCCCGUACUGCAGCAGGAUAGUUGGCAUUGGCAUUCAAGUGCCAGUUAUCUGCGCCUGACUCUCGGACGAAACAGAACCCUGCUGUUAGCGGAUAUAGUGUUAGGACAGCUGUUUGGAUGUUGAACCUAAGAUUUCUUAUGCCUCAUUUCUCUGCUCUAUACACUCUCUUAUGAAUGUGAAGGUCCGUUUCCUUACGAUGAAAUUUGUUCCCAUUGUGCACUAAAGCUACAGUUUUCGCAAGUAAUGGUAGCAAAGAGAUAUCGAUCGACCAAAAGUGAUGUAAUUGUAAAUAAUGACGUAGAAAGAGAGAAAGCGAGCGCAUUUACUAAAAAAGAAUGAUGCUGGAGUAGUAGUACACACGGCUGGCUAAUGCCACUAGUUAAUGGCUUCACAAAUGAUGCUUCGACCUACCCCUUGUCACAUAUCUUUCCCUAGCAAAGUUAAACAUCCACGCAACUUCGACAGCCUGGCAUUUGUUUCCUUCCUUAGAGGUUUAUCAGGUGCCCGUGUUUAGUUUGCUUGUUUGCGUCACGGAUAGCUAAGCUCGAUGUAAAUAUGUUUCUGAAUUUGGAAAAGUACGUGGAGAGAUAGUACCCGCAUUAGGGGAACUGUAAAGUGAGGCAAAAUCUCGAAUAGGUGAGCGUUCGAGCAAACAAAGCAUGACCGUAAAUUUUGAGAUAUUUUGUGAUUAUUAGUACACCCUAAAUUACGCAAGAUGUUUAACAUAUUCAGUUUGAAUUCCAUUCCGCGUGUGAAAUAUUGUUUGGAUUUUUUUUUUAUUUACUACGUUACAUUUUCUUUCGUUAUACGCUCGGAAUACAUAGAUAUUUCUUCGCUUCGCUUCGAGCCAGCUGUUAAAUCUUUCUUCCCAAGGCUAAUUGUUAACGACGACGGAAGUAUUAUCUGAACCCGUGUACAUGCGCUAGGGGUGCAAAUAGUAGUAGUGCGAUGCAACCCACAUGUCAAGCGAUACAUUUGUGAGGAUUUGAAAUAAUGAUAGAUUAUUACAAAAACAAUCUGUUUUUCUUUUCUGUUGAUCGUGCGCAAUGCCGGACAAAAGAUAUUGUUAGAUUUUUGUCAUAGGUUAGGAUAUACGAACACUAUUAUAAUAUGAUGCAUACACGACCGCUCUCAUCCAUUUCUUUCCGUUUCGGAUCUAACUAGAGAAGGUAUGUUCAUAAGAUAAACCAGAUAAUCAAAGACGGGGUGUCAUCGAUUUUCGUGACGUUAGUGUUUGGCGUAGAUAGGCGAUUGUGUUUACUCGGAACAACCGUUUGAAUGUAAAUCUUUUGAAUUCCUUUCCUUUCCUUAAUGCUGUGCUUAAAUGUUAAACACUAAAGGGAAGGAUGCAUACGGCACUGUCAGAGAAGCACGGGCAACAAACGGAACCGAAACCGUCUUAUAUACACAUACACACGCGUGUUAAGUGCAGAACCUAUAUCCGCUCGAUUCGCCGUGUUCGCAAAAACCCCGCGAUAUGCUUGAAACAAUCAAAACCCCAGUUUAGAGAAUAAUUUUGAUGUAUGGCGUUGCCUCAGUUGAAAUCGUUAAGUAUUGUUAUUUUAUGGCGCGCUUGACUGCAAGUGUUUCAAUCAAUAAUAGGUCCCAGCAUUCCAACACAAUAUGUAGCCUCUAUUUUUGUAUUUCAUUUCACUGAGAGAGUGUUUGAUUGGUUCAACCCGUCUACGAAACACGUCUCAUACCUCGAUUCGUAGCAUUUAUGUAUACAAAUCAGUUAAAAAAAACCCGAACGUAUGAAGCGCAUACUUCCAACGUAUUUGCGAAGGAUGCACAAUCUGUGUUCUUAGACGAUCCGUACGCGUGUGGUAAAAUGUGUGAGUGUGUAUGUAUGGCUAGUACAGGAAUUGAGGUGGUAAAGUUUUAGAACAUGCAAACAGGUUGGGGAAGGCUUCAAGCUACAUCUUGUAUACUAAUUUUCUCUAACCGCUUAUCUCAAAACCCAGGACAGAAUUUCCCUCUUUGUAGGGUGUUUUUUCCAGUCGUGCAAGCUGUUUACUGCAUUU